Molecule: messenger RNA, 7926 nt
Organism: Morone saxatilis (striped sea-bass)
Lineage: Eukaryota; Metazoa; Chordata; Actinopteri; Moronidae
Gene: lingo3a
Product: leucine rich repeat and Ig domain containing 3a
Exons: 3
Coding region: 2897-4729 (610 amino acids)
Molecular function (GO): protein binding
Source: RefSeq, a predicted model, not a curated record
ACUGUUAGAGAACGUUGUUAAUGAAAAUGUGUUAGGUCAUGUGUCGAUACAAUAACACUACUGAGGGCUCUAUAAGCCUCGAUGGGCAUCAUUGAGUGUGUAUAUGUGACCUGGGGAAAGAGUGUCAACCUGCAUUACAGUGACGGCCAGUGGCCCCGCAGAGAGUGGCAUCAAACUUAAUGUUCAUUUGAGCCACGGAUCCCUUUGUGUUAACUCAAACUGACUGUGCUUGGAUUGGUUUGGAUUGUGUGGGAGGGUUCGUGUAGGAACCCCAAUAUUGGUUUUAACCUUCAGCUGUGAGCAUGCCUCAGUACAAAUUGAUAAAAAAGAAACCAGGUCAGUCCCUGUCAGGAUAGUGACUUAGUGAGGUAUUACAGACACACCUGUUCUCCCACAUUACUUUUAUUGGAUGAUUUCCAUGAAGAUACCUUAGUAAAAACAAAGCAGUAUUGUAAUCAGUAGUGUACCCUGGGGGUUUUAUUCAAAAAAUGUGGACAGACAUUAAAAAUUGGACAAAAAUAAAGUAAAAAAACAAAACAAAAAGUAUUUUAAAUUUUGAAAGAAUCUGUGGACAGCAGAGGAAAUAAAACUGCUAUCGUCCUGACAAACAAGAUAAAAACAAGAUAAAGUUUGUAAGUAAGAUAGAGUAAAUGUGUUAUAAUUCAUUUUGACUGUUCCCACUUUCACCUCAGCCAUGUGCCACGUGAACGUUACUUCAUUUAUUGAUCUCACAAUUGGACAUUUUAAAGGUGCAUUGCAUUCUGGUCUGUUGUGGUUACUGUUAUUGGACAAACUAGUAUCUUCUCCACCAAAUUAGCCUAUAAAAAACACCUUGUUCUCCUAUAAGGGAAUUAUUGAGGUUUUAAGAUAUCAUGCAAUUGGAUCUGGUAUUAAACUUAAUUUAGUAAUUAAUCAAUUAAUUAUUACAGUAACUUCAAAAACAAGUAGAUUCAAAUAAGCAUACAGUAUAAUAAGCAGCCUGGGUCUAAACAUGGUGCAGCUUAGAGAAACAGACGAGUUUUCAUUACAGAAACAGAUUUUAGAAAGCAAUCAAGUUCACACUAUUUCCAUAAAAUUGAUUAUAAACAGAGGAUACAUUUUAAGUGAAGGUUACAAAGCUGUAGCUUGUGCACGCUUGAUUAAUUUUAAAUGAGUGCUCUGGUGCCUGCAGAAGCGGUCCCAUAAUACGUUUUAUUUGAAAGAAAGAAACAAAGAAAUACACUACAGACUCUUCUGGCAUGAUGCCUAAUAAUUUUAUUGUGAGCGCAGAAACUCAAGAACAGUUCAUCCCUGGGGGGAACCUGAAGACCAGAUGAUCUGAUUAGAUUUUGGAGCACCUUGCUGCAUAACACUGUAUGUUAAUGAGGAAAGAAACAUUUUCAUAAGUACUUAAAAGAUGGGGGAAUCAUAUUGACGUUGCCUUUGUAAAACACAUUCACAUUAAUUAGUGUGAUUAAUGACCUCGUUAGUUUAGAUGUUAUUUUUAGAAUAUCAUGCAGAUUAUCAAGAGACAUUUGGCAGCUCACGUCCUCUUGUUUAAUCAAGAUUGUCUUUUUUCUUUAAAAAAAAAGACAUAUUGCAAGAGUGUAUUAUGUCAAAGAAGACGGAUGAAAUGCAGACACAGGUCUGUGUAGCCAAAUGGACUGGGAGAGGCAGGUUGUGACACGUAAAUCUUUAUUUUUUAGACCUUGGUUGAAACUUGAACAUCCCACAAAAGUAGUUUUAUGGCAACCAAAGUGGAAAAUCAGUAACUGUAUCAUUGUAGUACUGAGGUGUUUUAUCUCCCAUCAGUCAUGCAGGUCCAUGUUGUCGGUAUCAUGUAUUUCUUCCUCUGUGUUUUUGGAUAUCUGACUAUUGCAGUUCCAGGUAAGCCCAAAGUCUCCAUGUCAGUGGGAAACGACCAUGCAGCAUAUGCAGCAUAACAUCUUCAAUUAUUUAGCUCCUGUUCAUAGAAGGCUUUACGUCCAUAAGCCCGGAAACAGUUCUCUCUUAUUAAAGAUUCAUGGCACAUGGCAAGACACAUUCUUAAUCACCCCUUUGUGUCCUUUGGUUUCAUUGUUCAUGCUUUGCAUAGGACAGAAGUGCAAUUUAAGAAUCUCACUGUAUUCCAUUAUUCUAAUUAAAAUCCCAUUUGGCACUCUUAAUCUAGUAUUUCAUAUCAAUCUGCAUGCAUUGCUAAGGUGUAAUGGAAAUUUCCGACAUAUCUGAUCAGUUCACUGCGGCAGUUUCAUUAUGCAGGGCCCGAGGACAAAACCACAUUAAAUAAGUGGACUGUUUGCCCACAAUGGCCCUCAUCCGUCUUCUGACUCCUCCUGUCACCUCAGUGUCCGCAGCUGCUGGAGGAACCCACAUGAUCAAAUGCUUAAUAAUGUCUAUACUCCUGUAAAUACAUAACCAUUCUCCUUCAUAACUGCACAUACUCACAUAGAAACAGAGUACAGGUGCUCAUACUCCAUGCUAGCAACCCCAGCUUUCUGUUUCCCACCCAGCCACUGGGUGUCCUUGCCUGUGGUGGGUGGCACGGCCCUGCCAGUGAUAACGAUCCAUCACCAAAGUGGAAGUUACAGGGUCAUAAAAAUGUACAAGUAACUCAGUCUUUUUUCUCUCUUUCUCUCUCUUGCUUUUCUCUCUCUUCAGGUGAGCGUGAGUGUGUGUAAUGGCCUGUGUGAGUAUGUGUGUGUUCCCUGGACCUUUCACUGCCAGGGGCUUCAGGGUCUCCCUACACAGAUUGAUGGACACUGACGAUGGCUUCCCUCAGUUUUUGGGAAACUGGACCUGAAUGCAGACACCAGGACACAGCAGGUGGAGUUGAGGCACAGAAAGGCAAGAAAACAGGUGUCUGGCCCAGUGAUUCAACCCCAGACAGGAGCAGGAGAAAGCAGUAGAAAGCAGGGCCAUGGGGGUGAGCCUGGGCCAGGGUGUCGGCUGGAUCCUGCCUUUCCUGUUCUUGCUACUGAUGAUCACAGUGUCACCCAACCAGGGUCAAGCAUGUCCCCAGCGUUGUGACUGCAUUGCAAAACUCAAAACCGUGUCCUGUUAUGGUAAACGCCUGUCCGCACUGCCAGAUGGCAUCCCACUGGACACCAAGAUCCUGGACCUAAGUGGGAAUAAACUUCGCUGGGUAGAGCACGGUGACCUUCUUCCAUAUCAACGUCUUGAAAAGCUGGAUCUUAGUGAGAACAUGAUCAGUGUCCUGGAACCAAAUGCUUUUUCAAGUCUCCAGAACCUGCAGUCACUUUCACUGAGGGGGAACCAAUUGAAACUGGUCCCCAUGGGGGCUUUCUCACGUCUCUCCAACCUUACUUCACUGGACCUCAGUGGGAAUAAGAUUGUGAUUCUUUUGGACUUUACUUUCCAAGACCUGAAAAGUCUAAAAAACCUGGAAGUUGGAGACAAUGAUUUGGUUUAUAUUUCCAACAAAGCCUUUCUGGGUCUAGUGGGCCUGAGGGAGCUGACCAUUGAGAGGUGCAACCUGACUUCUGUCUCCAGCCAGUCUUUGUCCUACCUCCAUAACCUGGUGACUCUGCGGCUCCGCUACCUCAGUAUCUCAACCUUAGAGGACCAGAAUUUCCGUAAGCUGGGAAACCUGAGGGGCCUCGAGAUUGAUCACUGGCCCUUUUUAGAGUACAUUUCCCCUCACAGCCUACAGGGUCUAAACUUAUCUUGGCUGUCUAUUACGCACACCAAUAUCACCUCUGUGCCCACAUCUGCCCUACGCAGUCUGGCUCACCUCACCAGCCUCAACCUCUCCUACAACCCUAUCUCUGUGUUGGAGUCCUGGGCACUACGGGACCUAGUUAGGCUGAAGGAGCUGCAUCUGGUCAACACAAACCUGGUAGUAGUGCAGCCAUAUGCGCUGGGUGGUUUAAGGCAAAUCCGCCUUCUUAACCUCUCCACUAACAGCCUAGUAACCCUGGAGGAGGGAGCCUUUCAGUCUGUCAACACUUUAGAGACGCUGCGCUUGGAUGGGAACCCUCUGGCUUGCGACUGCCGCUUGCUGUGGAUCCUUCAGCGCAGGAAGACCCUCAAUUUUGACGCCGCUUCCCCAGUGUGUAUGACGCCCGUUGAGGUGCAGGGACGGGCCCUUAACGCUUUCUCUGACUCGGCUCUCUUUGAUCACUUUACUUGCCAGAAGCCCAAAAUCCGCAACAGGAAACUGCAACAGAUAUCUGCCCGCGAAGGGCAGGUUGUGUCAUUCAUUUGCAGAGCAGAAGGUGAGCCGACACCAGUGAUAUUCUGGAUCUCCCCUCAACGCCGCCGCAUCACCACAAAGAGCAGCGGCCGCCUAACUGUGUUACCAGAAGGCACAUUAGAAAUACGGUAUGCCCAGGUAACAGAUAGUGGAACCUACAUCUGCAUAGCCAGCAAUGCUGGUGGAAAUGACACCUAUUUCGCCACCCUUACAGUUAGUGGGUUGCCACUAGAUGCAGCCCUUAUGGCCAACCGCACUUACUAUGCUGGGGACCUUAAUGACACAAAUCUGAAUGACACCAGAGUCUUCUUGAAGUUUACUCUGGACCUCAAGACCAUCCUCAUAUCCACAGCUAUGGGCUGUAUCAUGUUCCUGGGGGUAGUUCUCUUCUGUUUCAUUCUAUUGUUUGUGUGGAGUCGAGGGAGAGGGCAGCACAAGAACAAUUUCUCAGUGGAAUAUUCCUUCAGAAAGGUGGAUGGACCGGCUGCCAGUGGAGGACAGGGUGGGGCACGCAAGUUUAACAUGAAAAUGAUAUGAUUAUUGGGAUCUGUUUCUCUCGUUAGAAUUCUUUACCUGAUACUGUUUACAGGCAGUCUCAAGCUAGGAAAUAAAGGGACAAGACACUGGAUGUUUGUGCUUGCAAAACACUAAAUACAAUUAUUUAUCAGACAUUUUAUUGAGACAAGGUUUUGUUAUUGAAACUACUGUAUAUAGGAGAAAAAGAGAAAUCUGUAUGGAUUUGAUAUAUUUCUACAGCUUUGUCAUGUGUUCACAUUAUUGUGCAGAGGAGAGCUGGAUUAUAGUUAAAGAUGUCUCAAAAUGUUGAAUAGACUGUUCAAAGACCAAGCAACAAAAGCACUCAGAGUCCCACCAGUCUUUAACCUCUACAAAGCUCUUGCCAACUCCAUCCUUCUUCCCUACAAGGAACUUUGUCCUCUUCAUCUUUUAAGGACUUCACCUCUCUGCUCCGUCUGAGGUGAUUCACGCUCUCUAUCUCCAAACUCAUGAAUACAUUAUAACAGGGUGGUGCUCGAUGAAUGCCAAGGACUUGCCAACAUGUAUUUGAAUAGUUCCAGCUAUAUACUGCAUAUUUAGACUCAUUUACAGUCAGGACUUUAGAGCACUAUAACAACAUAAAUAUAGAAGCUCUGCUUUUAGUAGGUAGGUUUGUACAGAUUACACUAGACAGAGACUACUCUGCAAUACUGCCAAUUUGACCUUAAAGCACCAUGUAAUACCAAUGUCAAUGCAAUGCCGUGGUAGAGAGUUACAUCUCAUUAAAUACCACUAAAAGUUGCUCAAAGCCCUUUUAAACAAAAAUCGGACUCUACAGGUCAAGCUACUAUUAAAGGACCCAGUGCACAGUUGUGCACAUGCAGAUGCGCACUUGCUAGUUAGGUUUUCCAUUGUUGUCUAUUCAGUACACACUGUACAAGACUCUUACCCUCUUGAAAAAAAAUGUAUGUAAAAGAUGAACGCAUGUACAGAGUUGGCUUCUUACUUUGAACAAUGUGCAUUAUUUGUAAAUGGAACAUUUGUUGGGGUGCAUUUAUCCCAAUGUUGAAUAGACCAUACUGUAUAGGUAGGAUAUACUGUAUAAGAUGUAUUAUAUAUUUUGUAAUCAUUGACAUUGAAUUCCUUGUGGUUGUUUGUAGUACUGUUGAGUGAGUUUUUCCGUUAAUUCUACUGUUAAAGUAUCUUUUUCAUAUCAGUGAUUUCCAGUCCAGAGCAUUUACAGUUCUCACCUUAUCAUCAGAUAGAUCUUACACUGAAACAUGCCUGAUCGCUCCCCAAGCUCACACGACAAAAUCAUGAAGGGCGUUUACAUCAGGUUUCAGUUCACUUGCCUAUUUUUGGCUUUAAGGGACAGUGGGGAGGCUUGGUUGACCAGCAGGGGGAAGGAGUUAAGUGGGUUCUCAUCAGGAUCUUGCUGUGUGAGGCACGCAGGGAAAAAUGCUAAUGUGAUAAAGACCUUGCAAACUGGAACAAAGGUCAUAAUGAAACUGAGCCAAAGAAGAGAAGGAAUUGAGGUAUUCUAGGAAGACUUAUUGACACUGUAAUCCAAAGGAUUGGACUUAAUAUAUGCCCUGUAAGAUAGCUGUAUUGUUAAAGCGGUUAUGAAAGUGAUUUCAAUAUGAUUCAUUCAGCAUUCAGAAAGUUAAUCAAGUGUUUUACCAUGACAAUGGGUGUUUCUGUAUUCCCUCAUACUGUUUAUUCAUAUAUUGAUGAGUAUGGUUUCUACUAAAGAGAAUGUAAUUCAGUGUUUUUUGCAAUCGUGGCAUUUGACAACAACAAAGACAUAAAUGCAAAUGUGUCAGUUUUAGGCCGUAUACAGCAUCUUUGGUAGUUUUAGUACUACAUAAAUACCAGAAUAAAUACUUCAGACAUAACUGAGAGAGAGAGUGAUAAAACAGGUGAACUGCCUAGUUACUACUCUAACCUCAAGGUUUAUCUCUUGAUCUGUGGGUCAAGCCUUGGGUACCAAUACCACCAAUUAAGAAAUCAGCACUCCCUGCAACUGCUGCAGCUUUAACAGUGUUGCUCUGCUGCCCUCUGUUGGCUAUAGACUGUACUGAGUGAUAUACUCUUACCAGAGCAAGAUAUGUUUUAACCUCCCCAACCUUCAAACUUCAUACUAAGCGAUUUUUUCCCCCAAAGACAUAUGUGAAGAUGACCUGGACCCAGUCUUACUGAAAGUGAAAUGAAUUCUUAAAUGAGGCUAACUUAACUUAGCAAACUCCCUCCCCUCUUCUGCAGGUCAGAGCAAAAAGACUGAAUAAAGAGUUUGUGAUCAUCAACAUAUACAAUGUGCAACACAUUUUACAGACUAGAUUUAUAACUCACAAUAUGGAAUUAUUCAUAAUUAACUUUGAAUAUGUUACUGGACUGAUUUGACACCAGUUAAGCUAAUUGAUGGUAUUUUUCAUCGUCCUUUCCUGAAUCCAUCCUGUAAAUAUGGAAAUCAUUGUGUCUGGAAAUUGUGCUAGACUGUUUUGUAUUGUAUUAUUUUAUAAAAAUGAAGCACACUGUUUAUAAAGCAUGCUAUAUUAUCUGCUACAAUGAUGUCUUGUCCCCCGUCCUAUUUUUUAUAGCCGUCAUCUGGUCACUCAACCCUUAUGGUGGAAGACUGAGAGUCUACAAAUGAACUAAGAGUCAACAAUAAACCUGUGACCCCGUCACUGUGAAAUUUUGUGUUGAAUUUUUAUAUUUCUUUGAUGUUUUCCCAGGGGUUUUCCAUAUUUUUAUUUAAAAUAGUCAAGUUAAAUAAGAUAGACCGAUGCCCUAUCUUCAUUACACAUAAAUAUAUACGACUUAGAAUAGAGUGUGCUUGUCACAGUUCACUAAUAAUAUUGGUAUUACAUAUACUAUACAGGUAGUGUUAUUAUUGUUUAUUAUCUAUGCAUUCAACUAAACAUAAGUUAAAAAUAAAAUGUAUUAAUUAGCAGAUGAAAUAGCUUUACAUUCACACUUUGAUGUGUUGUUUGUCAUAGGUCAAAUUGAGUCAUUUAGUUACAUGGCUCAAAUUAUUUAUUUUUAUUUAAUAACUGUAACUUAUUUAACAAAGCCCCUUUGUUAUUCAGUGAGAAAGGGAAUUCAUACUGUACUGUUAUGACGGUGCUGUAAAACUGGUAUGCUUAUAAUAAUAAUAUAGAUUAUAGUAUAAUAUUUAAAGCCCCCCUCUACUCAAAAAUUUAUGAAGCUUAUCGUUUGGUGAUGAACGUUCUAGACUUUGA